AUGCCGGACUACACGCAGUUUGUCAAGUACUUCAACGAGUACCCGAACAUCCCUGCUAGCGAGACAUCUGCGUAUAGCCGCCUUGCUGACACAACAUGGCGUCUUUUAACUGCCUCCGAGAAGGAAAACGCUGGGGGGAAGGGCUCCAGCGCGAAUGGUGCGACAUGUCCCUCAAUCGUCAUUGGCCGACUGCUUGUUUCAACCGAGGAUCGCUGGCGCAUUCAGGCGCAUAUGCGCCGUGAGGAGGUGAAGGCAGGCGCAGGAAGAAAAGAGUACAACAAGAAAGUGACGCGCGCGGCGAAGAAUACGAAGGGACCCGCACAAGGCGAGGGAUUUCCCCCUGGGAGAGGUCGUCCGGUGUGA
Messenger RNA from Trypanosoma cruzi, 363 nucleotides. RefSeq lists its product as uncharacterized. Lineage: Eukaryota; Euglenozoa; Kinetoplastea; Trypanosomatida; Trypanosomatidae. The transcript has a single exon. The record is from RefSeq and is a predicted model, not a curated record. The coding region runs from base 1 to 363 and encodes 120 amino acids.